Messenger RNA from Brassica oleracea var. oleracea, 1461 nucleotides. RefSeq lists its product as uncharacterized. The record is from RefSeq and is a predicted model, not a curated record. Lineage: Eukaryota; Viridiplantae; Streptophyta; Magnoliopsida; Brassicales; Brassicaceae. Bases 1 to 1461 code for a protein of 486 amino acids. The transcript is spliced from 2 exons.
AUGAUUUAUGAGUUCAAGAACAUCCAUGCAAAGAUUGAUGGGAACUAUUCUGACCUCAACAACAAGUACAUGCAACUUGCCUCUCAUCCCAAAGCUUUGGAGAGUCAAGUUGCUUCUAUACCUUCAUCCUCCAAGCAGCCAAUGGGAUCUCUACCAGGGAAACCAGAAAAGAACCCCAUGGAGUCUUGCAAUGUUUUCUUCUCCACUGCUUCUCCAGAGAUUGAGUUGAGUGAUCAUGAGAAAGAGGAGGAUGAGAUUGAAAGACUAGUAUUUGGAACUAUGUUUGGGGAAGGUGAGAGAUUUGUUGUGGCCACAGCUGAAGCACAGAUUGUGAAGGACGCUGCUAGGAUGGUUGAAGCAAUGAAUCUGCAAAGAGCUGAGCACAAGGCUGAGAAACAAGUUGAGAAGAGAGCUGACAACAAGCUGACAAAGGUUAAGCUAGAGGAAGCCACUGAGGUUGAGCUAUCGCCCUAUGAUAACCUCCCUUUCCCCCAAAGAGUUCUCACCAAAGCUCGGAAGAAGGUGCUCUCCAAGUUCAGGAAAGAUCUUAGUGUUGUUGGGGUCAGGCUUCGAGAAAUCUCGGGUAUGCGUGAAGCUCAUGUCCAGAUGAUGCUCAUCAACGACAUUCUAGACCACCAAGCUGAAGUGGCCAAACUUUUAGACAUCUCCAUUCUGAAGAUUGAUCCACCAAUCCUUCCAAAGUCCCUCCCUAAGCUUGGGUCUCAAGGGAUGUUCACCUUGCCUUGCUACCUUGGUAAGCUCACUUUUGAUGAUGCUCUUGUUGAUUCUAGUGUAACUGUGAAUGUGAUCUCAAUGGAGAUGAUGAAGAGUCUAGGGAUUGAGAGCAUGGAGCCAAACACAUCUUCCCUACAGUUUGGAGAUUCCUCUUCUACAACUCCUAUUGGUCUCAUCAAGGAUUUCCCUUUGAAGAUUAAAGCAUGCACCAUUCCUAUAGUCCUCACUGUUCUGAAGAUGGCAAGUGAGAAGAGAGUCCCAUUGAUCCUUGGCACUCCAUUCCUUACAACAGUGGGAGCUUGCAUAGACUUUCCCAACAAGAAGGUCACACUCCUAAAUGUGAACAAAGCUGUCUCCUAUCCACUACAAUCCCCAAAGAUGAAUGCUGAGUAUUGUGGAACAAUCACUUGUGGAGCAUCUUCCAUUGAGAAGACCAAAACUGAAGGGGUUGGUAUUGAGACAGAAGGUCUUGCUGGAGAGUCCUCUAAAGAGCUGUGUGAUGAGCACUUGGAAAGUGCUAAAAAGAAGGAGGUGAGUAGAGCCACAAAGUCUGCUCAUGACAAGAAGAAGAUUGUGAAAGAACCUCAUCCUCCACCUCUUGAUAAGACUACUCACACUCUCACUUUCCACCCAAUGAAGCUUAAGGAUGGUGCCAUUGAAUACAAAAUCAAGUGCAAGGGAAGAUGGGCUCAGUCUAACGGUGGGAAGGUCUCCAUCCAUAGCUAA